Trichophyton rubrum CBS 118892 is the source of this 1273-nucleotide messenger RNA. RefSeq lists its product as uncharacterized. NCBI's taxonomy places the organism in Eukaryota, Fungi, Ascomycota, Eurotiomycetes, Onygenales, Arthrodermataceae. Bases 850 to 1182 code for a protein of 110 amino acids. The transcript has a single exon. The record is from RefSeq and is a predicted model, not a curated record.
AAAAAUAAAUAAAAAAUGAUGGGCCUGAUCGUAUUAGAAUAGAUAUCAUACAUACACUAUACGUCCUCUGAUAACCCAAAAAAAUAGAAAGAAUCUGAUUCUCCUAUUUUAUCUUUGCCCUUAUGGUGGCAUUUCCUAAAGUAUAAUAGGAAAAUAGGAAUGCAACGGGUAGUAAGCCAGCCACUAAUGGGCGGCGAGAUGAAUGACACCUAAUUCCGGCACAGAUGUGCUAAUAGAUGUGGAACUGCUCGACACGGCAGAAUACCGUGAGGUGUCCCAAAAGCUAGACACCAGAAAUAUUUUUUAACCGCCGUUCAGUGGGAACGUGGGGGUGGGUGUCCGCUAGUCUGAAGGAAACUUGUCUGGGUGUAAUGCCCCUCUGAGACCCAAAGAGAGGUGUUAUAACUGGGUGCUUGGCCGGAUGUGUUGUGGUAUAUUGAUCCACCAAAGGUAGCCUUAAAUCUGUCUGCCUGAUUACUCUGAAGAACCCUUCACGACAGGUAAGUAGAUGGGACUCGGAUUCCUGACUUAGAAGACGUGGAGUGGUAUGUACGAGUGACAAGCUGGCCAGGAGUCUCGUCAGGAUAGAGAGUUCCACGACGAGAAAAGGAAAGGUCGUCACGAGAUGACUCUUUGCCCUUGCGGGAAGACACAACCACAACCGUGCUACUUGAACGCUCAGGUAGUGAGGCGGAUGGGGAGGCGGGGCUGGAUGGAACGUUGUCAUCUCGGGAGCUGCGGGUGUUGUUGGUAGUGUUGAUGACUACUGGCUGUGGUUUCUGAAGUUUGGCCAGGAGACCUAGGUCAAGCGCACGAAGAAGGUCACUGAUAACGCUGAACUGAGGUGGGAUGUCUAUCUCCUUCGGUGUGAACUCGAUGUCGGCGGCGGCAUAUGCUUUACCCUCAUGGCUCCGAAUGCAGAGAAUGAAAUUGUGUGCAUGUCGAAUACCACGGUCACAUAGGUUCCUUCCCUUUGUGAUGGCCUCUACUGGGUUUGCACAGAUUCUGCAGCGGGAAGCGUGUCCGGCAUACCGGUCCAUGACAUGGUAUUCCUGGCUUAUGGGCAUACGGCGGUGGCUAAAGAUGGCCGGGGGGCCAGACGGGGAGGUGGUCGAAGGCAUUGUGCGUGUUGAUGAGGGUCAGUGGUGUUUAACUGGAGAUUUGCUGAUGAAGUACAAAUGAAGUCUUGUUAAGGUAGGCAAGUAAUGGGUAUCUGUUGUUGUCGUAGUUUGAUGCGGAAAAUAUCUUCCACGGAGGGGUUUGACAGGCCUUU